Messenger RNA from Octopus bimaculoides (California two-spot octopus), 1026 nucleotides. RefSeq names its product putative transporter slc-17.2. The record is from RefSeq and is a predicted model, not a curated record. Lineage: Eukaryota; Metazoa; Mollusca; Cephalopoda; Octopoda; Octopodidae.
AUGGCAUUUGUUUGUAUGUCGAAAACUCCCAAUCGUACAAGUGAGGAAGUUAACAUUUCUGUAAACAACGAACAUUGUUCCGGUGCAGAUAAUUAUUCAAGGAACCAAAAUUUUGAAGGAGAAUUCGAAUGGAGUGCCACGUUACAAUCGAACAUGUUGGCCGGGUACUUUUAUGGAUAUAUUAUGUCUAAUAUUCUGGGUGGUUUAUUGGCUGAUAAAUACGGUGGGAAAAGAGUUGUGGCGGGUUCACUAAUCUUAGCCUCUCUUCUGUCUGUUCUUCACCCAAGUUUAUCCCGAAUUAGUGGUUACAUUACGCUUGUUCUUAGAAUUUUAACAGGUAUGGUAUCUGGACCUAUAUACCCAGCAAUUCAUUCCCUAUUUAGACGUACAUUCGUAGGCCAUUCAGUAUCAGGUUUUCUUUCUGUUUAUGGCUUUGAUAAUGGAUGGGGUUCCAUAUUCUAUGUAUUUGGUGGAUUAUCGUUGUUGUUUAGCUGUGUAUGGUUUUAUGUGGUUUAUGAUAAUCCGGACACCCACCCGACUAUCAGCGAUGAAGAACGUUCUUAUCUAAAUACAACCGUAACAAGCAAAAAGGCAGUUAAGAAUGUACCAUGGAAAAAAUUAUUUUCUUCACCUGCAGUUUGGGCAAUUAACUUCGCUAAAUGUGACCAAACCAUUCUAAUAAGUUUUCUCUUAUUUCUCUGUGGUGUAACAAUGUCAUUUGUUUGCGGUGGUGUUCACGUGAAUAACAAAGACAUUGCUCCGAAAUAUGCGGGUACUGUAUAUGGAAUUGCAAACAGUUUCGGAACAAUAGCCAGCAGCAUUUGUCCCUUAUCUACGAAGGCCUUAACACCAAACGGCACUAAAGAAGAAUGGCAGAUUGUGUUUGCAUUGUUGGCUGCCAUAUGUGUAUCUGGAGCAAUCUUGUAUUCAAUAUUAGCCAGAGGAGAAAUACAAGAUUGGGCAAGUUCAGAAGAGCCUGGAUCUUCCGUUAAUCAUAGCGACACACAAACAAAUAAAAUUGCUUAG